CAAUACCAGUUUUCCCGCCACUCAUCGUACCCCGCUCCUUCCUUUACAAAAUCCCUCGGUUUGUUUUCCCAAUCUUCAUCCUCAGGUCCUUUGAUAAUAUCUUCUUCUCCAAUUCGGACCCGAUGAAAGGAAUCUCCAAAUCUCCGGUGAGAAGAAACGACGGUUUCCACCGUUACAUGAAACCAGGGGCUCUGGCUCAGAUCCGUAACUCUAGAAUCAACGCUAGAUCCAAUUCUCUCCUGUCUCACUCUCUCUCGGACCCGCCGUCUUCGUCUUCAACAGAGAACGCUCUUGUCUUGGCGCCGCAGACCUUGACCAUGGACCAGGUGCCCCAUCUCUUGAGCAAGAUCUAUGGUCCGUAUCGCAUCGGUCGGAAGAAACUUGGCCCUGCGAGAUCUGUGGGAUUGGAGACGAUGAUGAGUUUGAACUUGAACGUCCCUUCUCCAAACUCCGUACUUGAAUCUACUAAUGGUAAUAGCAACUUGUUGAGUAAUGAUGCUUUAGUUGCUCAUUGAACCCCCAAAGCUUUAAAGGGUGAUUUCCCUCUUCUGUAGAUUAAAUUUGUAACUGAUAUUUACACUUGGGGAAAGAUCUUCAAUACUCAUUCAGACUUUUAUCAAUGCAAGUUAAAUGUCUCAAAUAAAUUAUGUUUCUUUCACCA
Messenger RNA from Capsella rubella, 661 nucleotides. RefSeq lists its product as uncharacterized. The transcript has a single exon. The record is from RefSeq and is a predicted model, not a curated record. The coding region runs from base 123 to 515 and encodes 130 amino acids. Lineage: Eukaryota; Viridiplantae; Streptophyta; Magnoliopsida; Brassicales; Brassicaceae.